Molecule: messenger RNA, 1809 nt
Organism: Parastagonospora nodorum SN15
Lineage: Eukaryota; Fungi; Ascomycota; Dothideomycetes; Pleosporales; Phaeosphaeriaceae
Exons: 3
Coding region: 1-1809 (602 amino acids)
Molecular function (GO): catalytic activity
Source: RefSeq, a predicted model, not a curated record
AUGUCGAACAGCAGUCGCAAUGCUCGCUUCUUCAACUACCCGAACCCCAGGGCGAACGAAGCCACGUACCAAGCACCACCACCACCACCAAAGAACCCCGUGAUCAAGGGGAGCACCUUGCACUAUCUGAGCAACCUUGUUGCAGCGGUACCCUUCGUCCAGUAUCUACUAUGGAGCAAUGCCGGCUUUGGCACGCUCCGCAGCUGCAAGGAGAUUGCUGAUGCAGAGCCGCGCCUUGAUCCUACCGUCAUCCCUCUCGCCCAGCCCGGCGACGACGCUCCUGGAAGCUAUGCAAACGUCGCCGGCUCGUCCCGCGCACCGCCCAAGGAUGGACAGUCGCGGUUCCACACCAUCGAGGAUAUCCACAAUGCCUACCAGAGUGGCACCCUCACGCCCACCUCUGUGGUCGAGGCUCUGCUGCCAAUGAUACGCAGAGAUGUUGCGAAGCGUGGUCCGCAUUCCACCGCCUUCACAGAGAGCAAAGUGGAGCUGGUCCGACAGGCUGCUGAGGCUUCUACACAGCGCUGGAAGGCAGGCAAGCCAUUGGGCAUCCUGGACGGCGUCCCUUUUGCGGUCAAGGACGACUUGGACGUCAGGGGCUACAAGAGGCACGUGGGCACCGGCCACGACUACACUGAAGGCAAGGAAGUGGAGACUAGCUGGUGCGUGAAGAAGAUUGAGGAAGCGGGUGCUGUGCUGAUCGGGAAACUGAACAUGCAUGAACUGGGCUCUGACACAACGAACAACAACCCCAUCUGGGGCACUCCACUGAACCCCUACAACGCCUCCUAUUAUACGGGGGGCUCAUCAGGAGGCGUCGCAUCUGCUGUAGGUCACGGAAUCGUGCCUUUCGGCAUCGGCUCUGACGGGGGUGGCUCAGUCCGUAUACCCAGCAACUACUGUGGACUCUUUGGCCUCAAGACUUCCCAUGGCCGCGUCUCGACCGCCCCUACGCCGGGUGGAAUGAAGUCAGUCGUGGUGCGUGGUCCAUUAACAACGAGCAUGGCAGACCUGGACAUCUCCUACCGUGUGCUUGCUCAGCCUGACCCUUCGUGCUAUCCUUCCUCACAUUUCAGUCCUCCCAAGCCGCACACCGGCCCACGCAACAAGAUCAUCGGCAUCUGUAAGCCUUGGUUCGACCGUGCCGAUCCCGCCGUACAGGAAGCCUGUCAAUCUGCAAUGCAAUACAUGCAGUCCGAGUUGGGUUAUACGAUCAUCGACAUCACCAUACCGUUAUUGCAAGAAGGCCAACUCGCACAUGCUAUGACUAUUCUAGCUGAAGGCGUUGAUCUGAGUCGUCCAAUCUGGGGCCUCACGCCCGCAAACCGGAUCCUGAUGAGCGUCGCGAAGCAGACACCGACUAUUGAUUUCUUGUUAGCACAGCGUGUUCGGAACGUGAUCAUGGAGCAUUUGGCUCAUCUCUUCGAAAAACACCCCGGCUUGAUCAUUGUCACGCCUACGACGCCAAAUGUAGGCUGGCCAAUCGAGGAUGCGGACCUGGCCUGCGGUGUGUCGAAUGCUAACAUGACGCUGAGGAGUAUGGAAUAUGUGUGGCUUGCAAACUUUACUGGAAUUCCAUGCAUUCAAUUGCCGGUAGGCUAUGCGGAUGCCGUCGAGGGCAAAGGAAAGGUUCCGAUUGGGCUGAGUGGGCAUGGUGAUUGGGGUAGCGAGGAUGCAUUAAUCGAGUUUGGCUACGAUGGCGAGAGAUGGCUGCACGAGGGUCACAAGGGUGGUAAGCCAAUGCCAGAAGGGUGGGUCGAUAUUCUCAACCUUGGAGAUAGGGUUGAAUCUGUUGGUCGCAAUUGUUAG